ACCCCAGUUGCAUCCCGAAUCAGGUCCAAUGUAAACAAAAGAUGGGCCAUAAUUCCUUGAAUAAUUUCGGCUCUGGCUCUUAUCGCGCCUCACGCACGCACUUCAAGACACGCGACUUUUUCAUGAUUCACAGUUAAACGCGCGCGCGUGGGGUAGCAAUUCACUUCGCUGCUCCGUGCAGUUAAAGCCCACCCGCCAAUUUCCACAUUCGAAGCAUUCCGACGCCUCAACCACAACAUCUUCGAAUCGUGGAACCAGGAACCAGCCGUUUUGCGCAAUGGACGGCACGACCAGCCCCGGAUGGGGAAGCGGGCACGAGCCCGUCGACAACAAUCCUCCCCCAGCGUCGUUUGUGACGUUUUUCCCGGCGGCCCAGGAGGCCAAGACAGAGAUUUCGUGGGCGGACAAUUUGGUCGCCCAAAAGCCAGCGACCAUUCUGCGUGCGUGGUGCCGCGUGCCUGUCUCGGCCGGCCCUUCAACUCUUCGAAAGGGCAUGACAAUCAUGAAGCGGGUGGGCCGAGUGGCUCGUGUGGUGGCGGCCAGCCAGGCCGCAGCAGAGACCGAGGUGGCAGAAGACCUCGAGGAGGCACAGCAGGCGAACCGUCGCCGUCUAAACUCGUUUGUGCCGACGGCUGACGCCGUGUUGGAGUUGGUGGGAGAGCCUCUGUCCAGAGCAGAGGUGGCAAGCGCCGUCAUGCGCGCCAAGGGUUUGUUUCUCGUUUCCUUUUCCUGCAACAUCCCCGUCAAAGCGACGACGCUCGAGCUACAAUUUGCUGACUACUUUUGUUUCAUAGUGGACGUUGCAAACUGCUACCUCCACGAAGAAUACACCGACGUAUCGGAGCAGAGAAACCUGGCCAAGCAGAGCCAGUACACCAAGAAGACUGUCCCCCUGAAGCGCCGCUUCAGCAACUAUUCCUCCGUCGAUUUCGAGUACGCGAGCGGAGGCAAUGGCUACGCCAUUUACAGCGAGCUCCACCCUAUACUCUCCAGAGCUAUGCAGAGCGGCGUCACCGAAAUAGACGUCAGCAUGGCAUCCAUCACAGAGGCUGGAGUCCACCUACGAUCUAUGUCUCGCAACCCCCGAGUUCUUCUGGCUGCCAGCGGCAUGCCAGGGCUAUCAUAUAUCGCCGACGACAGCGAGCCGUCCAGCGUCCUGACCUUGGAGCCUAACGAGUCCAUGUCAGACGCCAAGUCUCCCACGAAGCGAGCCUCUACCCAGUCCCCAAGCCCUACCAAGAGCAGCAAGAGCUUCCGCAAGAGACUCAGCGACACCAUUGUCAGACUGUUGCCAGGAUCCUCCCCUCGGGCUGAGCCUUCUCCCAUCAAGCCGUCUUCUCCUCCUACACCCAGCAAGGACUUUGAAAGCCCUCGUCAGCAAACGCCCUCUAUUACCAUUCCCAAAAGUCCCAGUGCAUCCAAGUCGCCUUUACUAUCGGCAAACUCUACUCCCGGCCUCAUUCGAUGGUCCAACCGCUCUUCCAAAGAAUCGCCCUUUGCUCGAUGGCGCCCAAAGCGCAAAUCGGAACCUGCUCGCCUCUCGACAACACCUUCAUCCCCUCGCAACGACUCCUCCACCUUUGACAUUAGCAUGGAAGACAGCUCUAUCAUGUUUGGAUCCCCUACGCACCAGUCUCGCCCUAACGCCCCUACUCCUUCUAAAUGGAGCGGCCUUCUACCUUCGACCCCUAGCCAAAAGGCUUCUUCUGCAGCUGCCACGCCCGCCAAUGAUGGAGCGUCUCUCGGUUUGGUCAAAUCCCUGCCUGAGUGGAUGCAGCACAACAAGUCACCCGCAACUCUCGAAAAAUACGACCCCAGCAACAUUGAAUUCCGACCCUCCUCUCCCUCAUUCACCAAUUCAGCUUCCUGGGUUAAUGUCCUAACGGACUCAAUUGAGAUUGAGCGCACAAAGAUUGUCAGGCGACGCAAAAGUGAGCCGCUGGUCAGAAACAUGCUCAAAUCCCACACUUUGCGACGAACCUCACUUUCACCUCACAUCAGAUCGAGUGGGGCCAUGCCCACCAUUGAUGAACCAGCCUUUCCCAGCGAUAAUUCCAUCUCUCGAAUUCCCGAGCAUUCUCAAACUUCUAACCUCUUCAACUCUUCUGCGACUCAGUCAAACACUCUCAACACCGCUGCUAUCGAACAAACCGAAGACAUGGACGCCCAAGACAUGCAAGCCCAAGACAUGCUCGCCCAAGGCGUGGACCCCCGAGAUCCACACGAUUUCCACCGCCUCUCGUGGGAUUACAAGGCGCAGAUAGAGGAUGUGCUGAGAGAGAGAAGAAAUGCUCCUCCUCCUGUUCGCCAUCCAGACGAUGUUUUCGACGACCCCAACGACAGAUACCGCCGUGAAUCUCCUCCCCCGCAUAACCCUGUGGAGCGGCUGGCCCGCAUGGCAGAGACCGGAUGUUACGACAAGGCUGGCGUCAUAAUUGCUGAGAGGGGAGAAAGGCUUCUUGUUCAGUUUAAGCUGCCGAUCAAGUACAUUGAGCAUUUCCCCCAAGACUCACGCGCAGACAGAGACCCCUGGCGGCCAGACCCUCAAGCACACUACUUCCAGCGCAAAUUCCCAGGAGAAACACCCAGUCCCGAACCUCGACAGAGAUCUGAAUGGAGCUCAUCGCCUCUCGCAGAGGAAGAAUCUCAUCUCGCUGAUAAGACCCUUGUUGUUUCCGACUUUGGCGGCUCUCCUACCAAGCGCGCCUCACUGUCUGCAGUGAAUGAAGAAUCUCAUCUCGCUGAUAAGACUCUUGUUGUUUCCGAUUUCGGCUCGCCUUUGAUGCCCUUAACAUCUCCCGAUCAUGAAGACUUCUAUCCCAGUGAUGAAACUCUCAUUGUUUCCGAUUUUGCUACCUCGCCUGCCAAGCGCGGCUCGUCUUCUCGUCAAAGCAUCGCCACCAGCUCACCCGCUCCAGCAUCGCAAAAGGUUCCUUUUACACCUGCCGAUCAGUUCAUCAUUCCCGACUACGUGACCACAUCUGACAGAAAAGUCUAUCAGCCUGGCAUGGUCUAUAAGCCUGACAUGAACUCGCAGUCUCUCGUGGCCCCGGAACUUCCCACAAUCCCAGAGCUUCCCAUGAACUCAGAGCUUGCCGUUAAUACCGACAGCUCCUCUCUCUCUGACCUUGAGAAUACGCCACCUCUGAACGGAUCAUCUGCACUGAGCAUUGCCAUCAUGGCCGCCGGGAACGCAGGAGAGCAAUCUGCCUAUGCAGAUGCCGAGCCAUCGCCCGCCAAUUCAACAACCACCAACGACCCUACCUCAACCUCACCCAUCUCAUUUACCCCCGUGAACCAAGCCAGCGCUCAAAAGAAAGCAGCUAGCCCUACCCUUAGCAACAAGCAAGGCUCCUCUACCAGUCCAGAAUCCGGAAAGCCAUACCCCAUCAGCCACGACGAUACCCCUGAGCGCGAUUAUCUGCGCGAUUUCAUCAGACGCUCGAAGCCCCGACGUCUCUCUACCACCGAGACCGGCUCCCCCAUCGCCAUCGCCCCUGUGCAGCGUCAACCUCUUGGAGCUAGAAGCCCUAACAUGGAGACUCAGCCAAAGGAGAAGCGCAAGUUUGAGAGUAGCGAAGGAGAAGAGAACGAGAACGAGCCAGAGGCCAAGCCGGAGCCUGCUGCCAAGCGAGUCCGCCGUGUUCAUCGAACCACCCCGCCAAAGCCAAAGCCAAAGCCUGUUGCUACCAUGAAUCACUCAGAUGAUGAAGAUCCCCUCGCCAAGGACGUGGCACCAACAUCAGUCAAGACAAGUGAUGCUGUCGACGAGCUGGCAAACGACGAAGAGCAGAAAGAGGCCCCCGUUCCGGCCGCAUCCCGCCGAUCCUCGCGUUUAAAGACCAAGCCAAGCGCCAUUCCCAAGCCGUCGACUCCAGCACCCACCAAAGUCGGUCGUGGACGUCCCCCUAACACCCUGGGCUCUGUGCGCAACGAACAGCAGGACUUGGUCCACCAAACCCGCGCCAACACUCGCCGUAACAAGGGGAAUGCUGAGUAUCCUGCCCAAUUUUUGGCUCGGCACUCUGAGGAGGAAGAGGAAGAGGCAAGCCAGCAGGACGAAGCCGAGACCUCCAAGGCUGGACGUGGCAAGAGCGUUGUUUGGAAGGAGCCGUUGGCCUCGUACCAGGAGGAAGAGAAGCCAAAGAGGGGGCGGCCGGCCAAGGCCAAGGCCACGGUGGUCGGGAGCCGGGUCUCCAAGCCCGCGGCCAAACCCUCGGCAGCGGCGCAGAAGCAGCGGUCCAGCAGGAUCGCAGCCGGCCUAGGAAUGGCAGGGAACGGGACUCCUGCCCCCAAGCGCGCGACUCGCGCGUCAACACGGAGUCGGAAGUGAUGGUCGAGCUGUAUAGUUCCCGGUGGUUGAGCCGCAAGGUUCCCACCGGUUGAGCUAUACAGUUCCCAUCACUUCCGACGAAGUGGAGGGGCAGGAGGGGGAAGGGGGAGAAGGGGGAGAAGGGGGAGAAGGGGGAGAAGG
Trichoderma harzianum CBS 226.95 is the source of this 4474-nucleotide messenger RNA. RefSeq lists its product as hypothetical. The coding region runs from base 278 to 4333 and encodes 1351 amino acids. The record is from RefSeq and is a predicted model, not a curated record. Lineage: Eukaryota; Fungi; Ascomycota; Sordariomycetes; Hypocreales; Hypocreaceae. The transcript has 3 exons.